GGGCAGGGAGGGCGGCCGGCGGGCAGCGGCCCCGGCCCCGCCGCGUGCGCCGCCAUGGUGGGCCGGCUGAGUCUGCAGGAUGUGCCGGAGCUCGUGGACACGAAGAAGAAGGGCGACGGCGUCCUGGACAGUCCGGACUCGGGGCUGCCCCCCAGCCCCAGCCCCAGCCACUGGGCGCUCGCGGCGGCGGGGGGCGGCGGCGGCGCCGGGGGGGAGCGCGCGCCCGCUCCGGGGGCGCUGGAGCCCGACGCGGCGACGACGCCCGCGGCCCCGGCUCCGGCUUCCCUCCCCAACCCCCUGGCCUCCGGCUGCUCGCCCAGGUUAUGCCCACUGUCCUUUGGCGAAGGAGUGGAGUUUGACCCCUUACCACCGAUGGAAGUCAGGUACACGUCCUCGGUCAAGUACGACUCCGAGCGGCACUUCAUUGACGACGUCCACCUGCCGCUGGGCCUGGCCGUGGCCUCCUGCAGCCAGACCAUCACCUGCAUCCCCAGGUGCACGUGGCGCAACUACAAGGCCGAGGUGCACUUCGAGCCCCGGCACAAGCCCAGCCGGUUCCUCAGCACCACCAUCGUCUACCCCAAGUACCCCAAGACCGUCUACACCACCACCCUGGAUUACAACUGCCGCAAGACCCUGAGGAGGUUCCUGUCCAGCGUGGAGCUGGAAGCCGCGGAGUUCGCGGGCGGCGACUACCUGUCGGAUGAGAGCUGACUGGGGCAGGCUGGGGGCUGGACCGGCCGUCCCGUCCUGGUCGGCUUGGGCCAGGCUGCCCUUGCUGGUCAUGCCAGCCCCAGGAGUGUCUGACCCAGAGAUUUGUAUAAGCCCAGAAGAAAAAACGUCACAGUAUCUUCCAAUGAGAAAGAGAUUUUGGUUUUUA
Molecule: messenger RNA, 880 nt
Organism: Phacochoerus africanus (Common warthog)
Lineage: Eukaryota; Metazoa; Chordata; Mammalia; Artiodactyla; Suidae
Gene: RFLNB
Product: refilin B
Exons: 3
Coding region: 55-714 (219 amino acids)
Biological process (GO): negative regulation of bone mineralization involved in bone maturation; skeletal system morphogenesis; negative regulation of chondrocyte development
Cellular component (GO): actin filament bundle
Molecular function (GO): filamin binding
Source: RefSeq, a predicted model, not a curated record